Molecule: messenger RNA, 1992 nt
Organism: Syngnathus acus (greater pipefish)
Lineage: Eukaryota; Metazoa; Chordata; Actinopteri; Syngnathiformes; Syngnathidae
Gene: nradd
Product: neurotrophin receptor associated death domain
Exons: 6
Coding region: 358-1539 (393 amino acids)
Biological process (GO): Rho protein signal transduction
Cellular component (GO): plasma membrane; cell surface
Molecular function (GO): nerve growth factor binding; death receptor activity; coreceptor activity
Source: RefSeq, a predicted model, not a curated record
GAGCUCGCAGCAGCUUUUCUCGCCUGUGCUGUGGAACAGCAGCAAGAGAGCGCUCAUACACAUGCACACACACGCACACACACACAACCGCCGCAUCCUGCAAGCUGAGACAAAAGAAACUUUGUGCCAGUCCCCCGAAAACUGACGAUCCAGAAAUGACCGAUGGACUUUGAACGCGUCACUGUCUGUCUGAAAAGACAGGACGAGUGUUGUUGGACUAUGAGCGAAUUAUUGAUCUUCCCUACUAAAAUAGUUGUUUUUGAAAACUUGACGUCCUUUUAAACACAUUUUUUUGGAUGAGACUCUGCUGUUUGGGGCUUUUUUCCCCAUCGUUCAUCAUACAAAAAGUCCAAAAGGAUGGCACCGUUUCUCAUCUGCGGGGUGAUUCUCCUCAAAGUUGUCUUUGGUGACGCUUGCACCAGCGGACAGUUGACUGAAUCCGGGGAGUGUUGCAGUGUGUGUCCCGUGGGCUUUGGAGUAGCAGUAGAGUGUGGAAAAGAAGAUACCAAAUGCAUACCAUGCCCACAGGGAACCUUCUCCUCCUCUGAAGACCUCAGCCGUUGCGUCCCGUGCUCGCGGUGCCCGUACGGCCUCCCGACGUCGGCUCCGUGUUCCCCCGACGAAGACACGCAAUGCGAAUGCGACGUUGGCUUCUUCUACUUCCGAGCCUACGGGUUAUGUGCGCCUUGUUCCAAAUGCAAGCGUGGCGAGGGGGCGGAGGAGCAGUGCGGCCCCAAGGGGGACACUCAGUGCCGACCGUGCGGCCCGGGAACCUUCUCUGAAGAGCACACUCAUACCAAACCCUGCCACCGAUGCACCCAGUGCACAGACAGCGAGGUGGAGAUCCGAGCCUGCAUACCUAACUCGGACACACUCUGCAUGGAUAAAAAGCUGCACAUUAUCUCCCGAGAAACUACGAGCUUGUCAGGAGUGGAGAAUGUCACAUCGGGCGGAGAAGGUUUUGCCCCGGUGACGCCCAAGUACACCCUGGAGGAUGAGAACGGCAACAACAACAUCCUGGCCUACGUGUCCGUGCUAGCCGCGGUGGUCCUGGGUCUGCUCGUUUACGUGGCUUACAAGUGCUGGAGAUCGUGUAAGCAGAAGAAGGCCCUGUCCAAGGCACGUGCGGCCGAGCUGGGAGCGUCUCCAGAGGGAGAGAAGCUUCAAAGUGACAGCGGAGUUUUUCUUGACUCGCAGAGCCUUCAAGACAAUCAGCCCUCCAAAGGUACAAAGAGGGACAGCAAGCAGGACACCCGCCUGUACGUCAACCUGCCGCCCCAGAGACAGGAAGAGGUAGAGCGCCUCCUGCAGGAAGGAACCGGCCGUGGCUGGCAGCAUCUGGGCCAGGCGCUGGGGUACGAAACGGAACAGCUGGACCUGUUUGGGCACGGCGAGGCCCCCGCGCACACACUACUCUCCAACUGGGCCCAGAAAGAAGGCUCCACUCUGGGAGUGCUGUGCUCGGCGUUGGCUCGCAUCGAGAGGCCCGACGUGGUCUCGGCUCUAAACUGCCCCGCGCAAGGCGUCUCGGUAGUGUGACCCGGUACCCGACUUUCCUGGACAGGAAAAAAGUAUUAUUUCCACAAAAAUACCAUUUUAUCUCCACAAGUGCCUUCAUCAGCCAAAUCCUAAUACUCAAUCAGUCCAGUGGUCUAUGAACUCUUUUUUUUUUUUUUUUUUGUUAUCACUUAUAAUAACAUCCACAGGCCACACAACAUAUCUACAAUCAGGACAGAUAAUGUGGACAAUUGAUUCAUUUGUAAUAUUCUAGGGACUGUUUUUUUUAUUUUUUAUUCCAAGUUUACACAGGAGGCCAUUUUAAGUCAUACGUGGCCUUUAAAAGAUUUGUAGUCAAUGAUUAGAAUUUCUCACAAAGUCUGAAAACUAGUUUGCAUGCAUAAAGAGGAUCACUGUUGACAUAAAACACUUAAAAUGUUCUUAUCUGUGAGUGACCAUGUUUUAUUGUUUUUUGUUCAUUGUUGGGAUUUCUUC